Cynoglossus semilaevis (tongue sole) is the source of this 2295-nucleotide messenger RNA. RefSeq names its product voltage-dependent L-type calcium channel subunit alpha-1D. The transcript is spliced from 3 exons. NCBI's taxonomy places the organism in Eukaryota, Metazoa, Chordata, Actinopteri, Pleuronectiformes, Cynoglossidae. The record is from RefSeq and is a predicted model, not a curated record. The coding region runs from base 92 to 715 and encodes 207 amino acids.
AAAUAUUUAUGAAAUUCAACAAUUGUGGUGGCUAUAAAUGAUUCACUCAGCAUAAAUACUACCUUUAAUUUUUGUACUUUUAUUUCAGCUAAUGGCCGUGGCUGGUUUUGAUUCCAGUAGAAUUCACCGUCCAUCUCCUUCAAGGUCACUGCACUCCUGGGCCACACCUCCUUCUUCUCCUAUCAGGCACAGCUGUUCGCCGUCCUACAUGCCCCUUAUACAGGUGGACUGGCGGAUUCCUGGCAGUGUUGGCAGUCUCCCUGGAGCAGUGAAGAGGAGCUCCUGGUAUACAGACAGUCAGGACGGUCCCCCAACUCGUAGUCAUUCUCCAUCACGUCUUCAGUUACCUGCUGAGAACUGUACCCAUGUCCUGCAGAAGAGAGGCAGCGCCAACAGUCUGGUGGAGGCUGUGUUGAUCUCUGAAGGUCUGGGAAAAUACGCCAGAGACCCCAAUUUUGUCUCAGUUGCUAAACACGAGAUUGCAGAUGCAUGUGAGAUGACUAUUGAUGAGAUGGAGAGCGCUGCCAGCAAUCUCCUGAAUGGAAGUAUAAGUAAUGACAGCACUGGAGGAUCAGGGAACCUUAGCUUUGACCUUCAAGCUGGAACAAGUUUUAGAGACCACAGCAUCCGAGACUACAGUGACGAGGAGCCGUACGUGGCUGUGACCUGUGAGGAGGACUUAACGGAUGAGAUGAUAUGCAUCACAUCACUAUAGUAACGGCUCACACUGGAAUAUUUUAGCUAUUUUUAAAUAAUAUUUCUGCACAUCCUGGAGCAGAGAAAAGAAAAGCAAACCAUGGAUGGAUGAGAAUAGAACAACAAGUGCCUUUUUUAUUCUCUUUCUGGGCAGUGGUACAUGGGAAUGCUGGAGAGGUGGGAGUUGGAAGCACUUUGCCCUGCAGGUUUACAACAUAUGGAGCAAGGUAAUCACACAGCUACACACAGCCAGCCAGAUGGAAGAGUUGAAACAAAAGAGUUUGGCAGCUCAGAUUCUCUCAGUGUGACAAAAUACAACCGGUCAAAAGACAACUGUCCUUAAUUCCAUAAGAGACAAAGUACUUUUCUCAAAGUAGUAUAAAAUUAUGUUUUGGAGAAAACAAUGUCGGGAGUUUAUAGACACCUCACUUGUGCCAUAGUCCCCACGUGCAAGGCAACAUUGUAACAUUGUCACCUUGCUGUUAUUACCUAAUGGCCCAGAAAUGCGUGUUUUUAGGUGUAUCUUUUAUGGCCACUAGGCAACACUAAAGACUGAGCUAAGUUGAUUUGAGAAAACGUUUUGAAUGAAUAACAGAAAAAGUUGUUUGUUUUUUUUACCAAGCCAUACCCUGAAUGACCUGAAUACUUAAUUAAGAACAAAUGUCUCACAUAAAAACAAGUACUUUAAAACAAAAACAAAUCCACCAGACCUGGUUGUGUCAUAUUUAGACUUUUUAAGUGAAGGGCAGAAAUGUGUGGGCUGUCUUUGUGUAGCUGCAUUAUUUUGCCUCACAAUGUCCCCUGAGUCAUUUUAAGAUCAUGACUGUGAUCAACAAUGGUUCAUUGUGAAGUGACUUUUUCUGGUUAUAUAAGUGUUUCUGACAGAGCAAUGUGAAUUAAGACCUCAGAUAAUGGUAAAAACUACUUUUCAGGGUUUUGAAGUUCAGCGGCGGCCAUCUUUGUUUUUGACUUGAAAACAAAAUUCACAUAUCAGUAAAAUAGACUGUCCUCAGGUAUACACUUGUUUUCUACUGAGUAUGUAGGAAAACCAGGUUCAGUCUUUCCCCCAUUUGCAACAACAAUCUAAAGCAGCCGCUUGCUUUUGUUUUAUCAUAACACGGAUGCUAGAAACCUUUGUUAUGAUUACGUUGACAUGAGCAGAAAAUGCAGUGCUUUUUUACAACAGCUUUAAACUAAUGAAUUCAAUGGUCAAAAGGUUGUGCUAAUCUGCAUUACUUUAAGUGAAAGUGGGUUUGUAUUGACCAUCUGACAAUCAGGGUUCACUGCUAAGUUUUCCUCCAUUAGUCUUAUUUCCUCUGUUGCUUACAAAUGUGACUCGUGGAGACUUUUUUAAAAAGAUAGCUAAACUCAAUGAUGUCAUGUAAUGUCCCUGAAAUAUAUAAAUUCAGUAUGUUGUGGAUGAGUGUAUGUUUUGAAGUGAUAUUGUUGACAGUAACCUGUCACUUACUUGUAUGUAGAUAAUUUUCCCCAACACUGACCUGAGGGACCAAUGUGUCUGCAGAAGCAGAAGCUGCAUCAAUGACCAGCAUUCAUCUGUCACUGCCCACUAUAAGAACAUGUUCAAGUCAACUUUUAAAA